Molecule: messenger RNA, 2274 nt
Organism: Drosophila serrata
Lineage: Eukaryota; Metazoa; Arthropoda; Insecta; Diptera; Drosophilidae
Gene: sNPF-R
Product: short neuropeptide F receptor
Biological process (GO): G protein-coupled receptor signaling pathway
Cellular component (GO): plasma membrane; neuron projection
Molecular function (GO): neuropeptide Y receptor activity; neuropeptide binding
Source: RefSeq, a predicted model, not a curated record
AGCCGGCCUUGUGAAUAGAAAAGAGGUUUUCGGGCAGGCCAUCAUCCAGCAAGGAGCUCAAUUCCGGCGGCGACGGAAAUGGCUGCUUAAGUGCUGCGCAUCCGGACCGGAACCACCGGCAGCAAACUUGGGCACACUCAGCCAACCAGGACACUCCACUCCACUCUACUCCACUCCAACCCAGCAAUCAACUCAUCAGCCGGAUCGAGAGAUGGCCAACUUGAGCUGGCUGGCCACCACCACGCAGCUGCCACUGGUCAGCACGAGCAACUGGAGCCUGACUCCGCCAGGGAGCACGAGCGUCAGCCUGGGGGAUGUGUCCGCGGCAGCUGCAGCGGCUGCGGCGGCGGCGGAGGAUGACAGGACUGGUGGGAUUAUCCACAACCAAUUCGUGCAGAUCUUCUUCUACAUCCUGUACGCCACGGUCUUCGUCCUUGGAGUCUUUGGCAAUGUCCUGGUCUGCUAUGUGGUGCUCCGGAAUAGGGCCAUGCAGACGGUAACGAAUAUAUUCAUCACGAACCUGGCCCUCUCGGAUAUUCUGCUCUGCUUGCUGGCGGUGCCCUUUACGCCACUCUACACAUUCAUGGGUAGCUGGGCCUUCGGCAGGACCCUGUGCCACCUGGUGUCCUUCGCGCAGGGCUGUAGCAUUUACAUAUCCACUCUGACCCUGACCUCGAUCGCCAUCGACAGGUAUUUCGUGAUCAUCUAUCCGUUCCACCCGCGCAUGAAGCUCUCCACCUGCAUCGGGAUCAUAGUGAGCAUCUGGGUGAUAGCCCUCCUGGCCACCGUGCCCUACGGCAUGUACAUGAAGAUGACCAAUGAGGUGGUGAAUGGUACCCAGGGUGGCAACGAGACGCUGUCGGAGGCAGCGCUCAUGCUGAACGGGAGCUACGUGGCCCAGGGAUCGGGCUUCAUCGAGGCACCGGACGCCACCUCGGCGGCCGAGGCGUAUAGACAGGUGAUGACCGGCGGGUUGACGGGUCCGGAGGUGCCGUACGUAGCAGUGUACUGCGAGGAGAAUUGGCCAUCGGAGCAGUACCGGAAGGUGUUCGGCGCCAUCACCACCACGCUGCAGUUCGUGCUGCCCUUCUUCAUCAUCUCCAUCUGCUACGUGUGGAUCUCCGUGAAGCUAAACCAGCGGGCCAGGGCCAAGCCGGGCUCGAAAUCCUCCCGGCGCGAGGAGGCGGACCGUGAUCGGAAGAAGCGCACCAAUCGCAUGCUGAUCGCCAUGGUGGGCGUCUUUGGACUCAGCUGGCUGCCCAUCAACGUGGUGAACAUCUUCGAUGAUUUCGACGACAAGUCCAACGAGUGGCGCUUCUAUUUCCUGUUCUUUUUCGUGGCCCACUCGAUCGCCAUGAGCUCCACGUGCUACAAUCCCUUCCUCUACGCCUGGCUGAACGAGAACUUCCGCAAGGAGUUCAAGCAUGUCCUGCCCUGCUUCAAUCCCUCGAACAACAACAUCAUCAACAUCACCCGGGGAUACAAUCGAUCCGAUAGGAAUACCUGCGGCCCUCGGCUGCACCACGGCAAGGGUGAGGAGGGAGGCGGUGGCAGCUUGGAUGCCGAUGACCAGGACGAAAACGGGAUCACCCAGGAGACGUGUCUGCCCAAGGAGAAGCUGCUGAUCAUACCCAGGGAGCCGACCUAUGGCAAUGGCACUGGGGCAGUCUCGCCCAUCCUCAGCGGUCGUGGCAUCAAUGCCGCCCUCGUCCAUGGCGGCGAACACCAGAUGCACCAGCUCCAACCGACGCACCACCAGCAGGUGGAGCUUAGCCGACGCAUUCGUCGGCGUACGGAUGAGACCGACGGGGAUUACCUGGACUCGGGUGAUGAGCAGACUGUGGAGGUGCGCUUCAGCGAGACGCCCUUCGUCAGCACGGACAACACCACCGGCAUCAGCAUCCUUGAGACGAGCACGAGUCAGUGCCAGGACUCUGACGUGAUGCUCGAACUGGGAACUGGGGUCUGUGGCGGCGGCGGAGCAGAUCCCGGGAGAAGAUUCAACUGAGAUAGGAUUUUCGAGACGCAUUUCUAGGCAUUUCCGUGGACGGAUUUGUAAUUCAAGCCAAAAUAAUGCAGGGAAAUGUCAGCUGGAUUUCGGGAGUCCUUGCGUAAGCCACACUGAGUAGGGAGCGGAGGAAUGGUUGAGUAGAAAAAUGCUGAUAAAUGCCAAAUCAAGUGACAACGAUGUGGGAACUGAUGCCAGGGAAGGUUGUCUAGCAAUUGGCUGAAACAGCAACACAAGUCACAGAUAUCAAAUGUGUGUAUAUAUAU